Molecule: messenger RNA, 1207 nt
Organism: Tripterygium wilfordii
Lineage: Eukaryota; Viridiplantae; Streptophyta; Magnoliopsida; Celastrales; Celastraceae
Product: mitogen-activated protein kinase kinase 9-like
Exons: 1
Coding region: 56-1021 (321 amino acids)
Biological process (GO): protein phosphorylation
Cellular component (GO): cytoplasm
Molecular function (GO): ATP binding; protein serine/threonine kinase activity
Source: RefSeq, a predicted model, not a curated record
CACCCAAUCUCUUGAUUCUUCCUUCACCACCAAAAGCCCUCAAAUUCAAUCGCCGAUGGCUCUGGUCCGCGAGCGCCGGCAAAUUAAUCUCCGACUCCCCCUCCCGGAACCCUCUGAGCGCCACCCUCGCUUCCCGUUACCCCUACCACCAUCUGUUUCCUCCUUAUCCGCCCCGAAUUCAUCCUCCUCGGCCACAGUAAUCCCCAUCACAGACCUAGAAAAACUCAACGUCCUCGGCCACGGAAACGGCGGCACCGUCUACAAAGUCCAACACAAGAGAACCUCCGAGAUCUACGCUUUAAAGCUCGUUCACGGAGACUCCGAACCCACAGUCCGUCGCCAGGUCUUCCGGGAGAUGGAAAUUCUCCGACGCACAGACUCUCCACAUAUCGUUCGAUGCGAUGGAAUCUACGAGAUGCCCUCCGGAGACAUAGCGAUACUUAUGGAGUACAUGGAUUUAGGUACACUUGAUACUCUGCUUCAACGGAACGGGACCUUCACUGAGUCCGCACUCGCCGAUGUGGCGCGUCAGGUGCUGAGUGGACUCAGUUACUUACACAGUCACAAAAUCAUUCACCGUGACAUCAAACCCUCAAAUCUUUUGGUGAAUAAUAAGAUGGAAGUAAAGAUUUCCGAUUUCGGAGUGAGUAAAAUCAUGUGCCGGACAUUAGACGCCUGUAAUUCAUACGUCGGUACUUGUGCUUACAUGAGCCCGGAAAGAUUCGACCCGGAUGCGUAUGGAGGGAACUAUAACGGUUACGCCGGGGAUAUAUGGAGCUUGGGUUUGACUCUGUUUGAGCUCUACGUGGGUCACUUCCCGUUUCUGCCUCCGGGUCAGAGACCCGACUGGGCGACCCUGAUGUGCGCGAUUUGUUUCGCGGAUCCACCGAGCCUGCCCGAGACUGCGUCGGAGGAGUUCCGGAGCUUUGUGGAGUGUUGCUUGCAGAAAGAGUCGAGUAAGAGGUGGACGGUGGCUCAGCUGUUAUCGCAUCCGUUUGUGUGUAAAGAUCCAUGUCUGUAAAAUGGGCGGUGAUUCGACGCGGAUAGGAAUCUGGUUGCCCCAAUUUGGAACCCUGGUUUUGUAGGUUCUGUAAAUACGGGCCGGAUCCUGAAAUUUUGAUUCCUUCUUUCUUUUGUACAGUCUUUCUACGUAAUUCUCUUUUGAUUAAUCACUAAAAUUAAAAAUUUUAGACCUUAAUUUCAAUAA